UUGAACCUCGGUCCCGCUACGGACAUCGGUAUCAAAUUUCCUGCUGCCAUCAUGGCGACCAGCAGAAGCUUGUUGUGAACAAAACUUUCUGAACAAAUUUAGCGCACUUGCCGGUAUGGCCGAUAGAGCGGAGAGGAGGAGGCAGCCAGCGGGGCGGAAGAGCCGGCAGAGCCAGCCGAGGAAGAGCUCCAGCGCCCGGGUGACUCUGGAAAAGGUUCUUGGGAUCAGCCCAUUGGUCAGCAGCUUCUUGACCUCUGACCCUAACUCUGGCCGUAUUGCCUAUCCUGCAGGGUGUGUGGUGGUGCUGUUGGACCCACAGAACAACAAGCAGGAUCACAUCAUCAACGCCUCCAGGAAACCCUUCACCGCUCUCAGCUUUUCUCCUGACGGGAAGCACCUGGCGACCGGAGAGAGCGGCCACAUGCCCUGCGUCCGGGUGUGGGAGGUGGGCGGAGGCCAGGUGGCUGAAGUCCAGGCCCAUAAGUACGGCGUGUCCUGCGUGGCGUUCUCCUGCAGCGGCUCCUAUGUGGUCUCUGUGGGGUUCCAGCACGACCGGACCAUCAGUGUGUGGGACUGGAGGAAAGGCUCCAUCAUCGCCACCAACAAGGUGUCCAGCAGAGUCUUCUCCGUCUCCGUCUCCCAGGACAGCAGCUACUUCGUCACCGCGGGAAACCGACACGUAAAGUUCUGGGACCUGGACGGUUCCAAGGACCGGCGGGUGAACAGCACUGUGCCGCUGAUUGGUCGGUCCGGGUUGCUAGGUGACCAUAAGAACAGCGUGUUCUGCGGAGUGGCGUGUGGGCGGGGCCAAGCGGCGAGCAACACGUACUGCGUCACCGCCGCCGGGGUCCUGUGUCUGUUCAACAGCAGCCGGCAGCUGGAGGCCUGGGUGGACCUGAAGACGGCGGCGGCCAGCGGCCUGGCGGUCAGCGAGGACUGGGUGUUCUGCGGCUGCGCAGACGGAGUGAUCCGGGUUUUCCGGCCGGCCGGCCUGCAGUACGUGGGAACGCUGCCGCGGCCGCACCGCCUGGGCGUGGAUCUGACCCGGAGCGCGCCGCACAGCCCGCCUCCCGCCGGCUCCGAGGUGGUGCAUCCCGACACCCUGGCGCUGACCUUCGACCCCAGAGGGCAGCGGCUCAGCUGCGUGUACACGGACCACAGUGUGUACGUCUGGGACGUGGCGGACGUGAAGAACGCCUGGAGGCUGCACUCGGCUCUGUACCACAGCAGCUGCGUGUGGAACAUCCAGGUUUAUCCGGAGCUGCAGGAUCCGUCUCAUGCCUCCCUGCCGCCGUCGUCCUUCCUCACCUGUUCCUCUGAUAACACCAUCAGACUGUGGCACUCUGACGCCCCCAUCAGGCAGAGGAACCAGUACAGCCAGGAGCUGCUGAAGAUCCUGUAUGUGGGGGAAGACGUGCAGCGCCUGCAUGCGGCAGGGGAGCGGGCCGAGGCCGACGGGCCGGACGGGAAGGCCGGGAUUCGGGUGCUGGGGAUCAGUCCGGACGGGAAGCACCUGGCGGCCGGAGACCGCUGUGGGAACCUGAGGAUCUUUGAUCUGACAAGCCUGACUGAGCUGCUGAAGAUCGAGGCUCACGACUCUGAGGUCCUCUGUUUGGAGUUUUCUCCUCUGUCCUCAGGAGUGAAGCUGCUGGCCUCAGCCAGCAGAGAUCGGCUCAUCCACGUCUUCAACCAGGAGAAGAACUACAACCUCCAGCAGACCCUGAACGACCACUCCGCCUCCAUCACCGCCGUCAAGUUCACCGGUCAGAGUCCAGAGGUCCAGCUGGUGAGCUGUGGAGCCGACAAGAGCAUCUACGUCCAGACGGCCGAGCAGACACCAGACGGGUCGCUGUUCUCCCGGCGCCACCAUGUGGUGGAGAAGACCACACUGUACGACAUGGACCUGGACCCGACCGGGACGCGCGUCUCUGUGGCGUGUCAGGACAGAAACGUCAGGGUUUACAGUGUGGAGACGGGAAAGCUGGAGCGCAGCCUGAAGGGCUCGGCGAGCGACGAGGGAGCCCUGCUCAAGGUUCACUCGGACCCGUCCGGAUCGUUCUUCGCCACCAGCUGCUCCGAUAAGAACAUCGGCAUCUUCGACGCGGAGACGGGCGAGUGCGUCGCCACGCUGUUUGGUCACUCAGAGCUGGUUAGCUGCAUGCGGUUCAGCCAAGACUGCAGACAUCUGAUCUCAGCGUCCGGAGACAGCUGCGUGUUCGUGUGGCGCCUGGACCCCCAGAUGAGCAGCACCAUGAGGAAGAAGCGGGCCGCGGGGCCGAGAGGCCCCCAGCAGCCCAGCAUCAGGAGGGAGACCUUCAUCACCGUCCCCGCCGCCCAGCUGCCUCUGGAGGAGGAGGAGGAGGAUCAGCGGACCCCUGGGGGACCGGAGCCCCCUGCUGAGACGCUGCUACUGGAGACCAACGGGAAGAUGCCCAUGUGGUUCCGGAAGCUGGCCGACGCCGAGGCCUCCUCCAUCGACCAAUCGGAUGCGGAGCCCAGCCAGGUGCGCAGCCGGUGGGCGGAGCCUCUGAACCCGCUGACCUUCUGCUCCAGCCUGAACGCCAGCCCUGAGGAAGAGGAGGAGGAGGAAGAGUUCCACCCUCAGAGCCUGGACAGCCUGCUGGGAGACGAAGAGGAGGAGGAGGAGGUGCUGCAGACGGCCGGCGGAAACCAGACCUUCAUCCUCCAGUCGGACGGCAGCCCCGCCCUGUCCGACAGGGACUUCAAGGUGGAGGCUGGGGCCGAUCCCACGCUGGAGGUCAGAGGUCAGGGGGCGGAGCCUGUGUGGAGGACACACCCCAGUCCCGACUCGGCCUGCUCCGAAGGGUCGACAGGAAGUCUGGAGCCGCAGCACGACACCGGAUGUUCUGAUCCGAACUGCUCCUCUCCGUCAGACACCGACUCCCUGAGCCAGUGCAGCUCUGUGGGCAGUUUGGGUCCGGAGGACGACGAGGACCGGAACUCUCUCAAGAACCACUUUGAGAGUUUGGCCUCCAGUCUGGCUGAAGAACGCUUCGAUACGGACCUGACGGCGCUGCGUCCGGCCCAGGAGAAGCCCUUCCUGAACCCGCGCCUCAGCAUCUCCACCCGCUUCCUGUCCCGCUUCCAGGACCGACUCCGGUCCAUUCCCCGCGGCCCGGCGCUGCCCGAACGCCGCGCUGACGCCGACGCGGUUCUGGUGUGCUCCAGGGUCCGGCCCGGCCGGAUCACAGGGAGGAUCUCUGAAGAGAGCAACUCGAACCCGAAGAUCGGAUCAGAACUCCAGAUGAGAUCCGAGCACAGCGGCGCCAUCGGGUUUCUGGGUUCGACUCUGAGAGAAAACGCUGAUGGAGACGUCACGUCCAGAACAGCCAACUGCGGCGCCACGUCUUCAGUAAAGGAGGAGUCCCGCCUCUCCAAACCCGCCUGCUGCCCCCUGGAGGAGAACAAGGAGAACCAACAGACCACGCCCACAUCCCCACAGGCUCCGCCCUCAUCUCCGCCCUGCUCCCCACAGGCUCCGCCCACAUCUCCGCCCUGCUCCCCACAGGCUCCGCCCACAUCUCCGCCCACAUUCCCACAGGCUCCGCCCCUCUCCCAGCAGGAGCAGGGCAGCAGCGUGCAGGUUUUGGCCACGCCCCCUGCUGUGACAGGGCGUUGGUGCAGCGCCAGCAGCCUGGACGAGACGCCGACCAACAGGACACUAACCCAGAGCCCAGCGCCACCUGGGGGACGGAAAGGGGCGGAGCCAGGAGGUCCGACUGAUCCAGAUGUUUCUGCUGCACCCGAUUCGUCGGCCUUUGCCCCGCCCACUUCCUCCUCCUCCCCCGGGUCAGAGAGGCUCCGCCCCCAGGCAGACAGUGACACCUGUCGGACAGGUGCAGAGGGGGCGGAGCCUGUCAGCCUGCAGCGCUGUCAGCAGGCCGCCACCGCUCUGCGCCAGGCAACACGGCGAGCCGUCGUCCUGUUCCGCCAGGUUUGCGGCUCUGAGCCGUCAGAAAGCUGCUCCGUCCUGCAGGAAGCCGCCGCCGCCGCUCACAGGGAGCUGCAGGCGGUGCUGCCGUGCGGCGGCGCCCCCUCUGGUCAGACGCAGGAUGAGCAGACGAUGUCACUCCUGGAGAAAUACUCUGAGCUCCUGGUUCAGAUGACUCAAAACAAACUGAAUAAAAUCUGAACGGUACGAAGCCGACAAACCCCCGGAAUAAAAGCACCUUAUUGUUUUACCAGCAGUAUUUUAUUUUUACUUUAAAUCACUGACUGAUUUUGAAACUGAAACUGUCUUUUAAAUUCGUAAUAAACUUUGUGUUAUGAUGAA
Poeciliopsis prolifica (blackstripe livebearer) is the source of this 4294-nucleotide messenger RNA. RefSeq names its product WD repeat domain 62 (gene wdr62). The coding region runs from base 116 to 4153 and encodes 1345 amino acids. The transcript is spliced from 31 exons. Lineage: Eukaryota; Metazoa; Chordata; Actinopteri; Cyprinodontiformes; Poeciliidae. Gene Ontology annotation, cellular component: mitotic spindle. Gene Ontology annotation, molecular function: protein binding. Gene Ontology annotation, biological process: mitotic spindle organization; regulation of mitotic cell cycle; neurogenesis. The record is from RefSeq and is a predicted model, not a curated record.